Messenger RNA from Auxenochlorella protothecoides, 279 nucleotides. RefSeq lists its product as hypothetical. The record is from RefSeq and is a predicted model, not a curated record. The transcript has a single exon. Lineage: Eukaryota; Viridiplantae; Chlorophyta; Trebouxiophyceae; Chlorellales; Chlorellaceae. The coding region runs from base 1 to 279 and encodes 92 amino acids.
AUGGGGAUGGCCCGGGGCUUGGUGAGGGACUUGUGUAUGGAGAGGGGCUGGAUCCUGGCGGGGUCGGGCUGGUUUCAGGCAAGGUGCUGGGGCUGGCAGCCUCGAGGCACUGGACUACAACAAUAUGGCUUGGUAGAGGGGUCGGAGUCGACCAGCACCGUCCAGGGGCCGAUUGCAGAAAGUUCCACGGCUAUAAUAUGUUGGGCGAUUUACAAGGAAUGUUUCUGGACCAUGAGCUCUUGGAAUCGCCCACCUUGCCUCAGUUAUGGUCAGGAAUGA